This is a messenger RNA of Prunus armeniaca (apricot), 234 nucleotides long. The record is from the annotation of a GenBank genome assembly. Lineage: Eukaryota; Viridiplantae; Streptophyta; Magnoliopsida; Rosales; Rosaceae.
AUGCCCCUUCAUAUUGGCCCCCCAGCCCCAGAUGCGUCUGCCAGUAGGAGAAUCAAUUUGCAUGUAACUGAAGCGGACCUAGGAGGCGCUGCUCUUUACAUGUCAGUGGGCAGAGAGAGCUCUCAAAUUAAUGGCAACCGCAUUCUGCUAGAGCUUAAGCUGGAUUUCAGCAAAACAGCCUCAUCUCAAACUACCUUAUAUCAGAGCUCUAAUAUACACGAAACUGACUCUUGA